UCUGACACAGACGCUCACACACACAAACACACAACAAAGAAGACGUGAACUGAGCUCACACAAAGAUUUACUGCUACCUGGAAAAACAACAAGAUAUGGGACAACCAGGACCCACAGAGAAACAUUAACCUUUAGAUUAACAUAAUAGCCUCCCUCUCCUUGUAACAGCUGGGACUUUCUUUACCACUCUAAGAAACUUGGAUAUAUAUAAAUUCAGCUGUGUAAGAUGUCCCUGAUGGCCAUGUCUGCUCCCCGGUCGUCUGUGUUUACAUUUGAGUCGACAGUGCAUUCCUCCCAUGUGCUGCGCUGUCUGGACGACCAGCGUCGCCGGGACAUGUUGUGUGAUGUUACAGUGGUGGUGGAGGGUCAGAGUUUCAGAGCCCACCGUUCGGUGCUCGCUUCCUGUAGUGAGUACUUCACACACAGGAUCUCCUCCCUCGUGCAGCAUGGAGCGGUCAUCACCCUGCCACAAGAGGUGACGGUGGCUGGCUUUGAACCCUUGUUGAAGUUUGCCUACACAUCCAAACUACUCUUUGGGAAAGACGACGUCUUAGAAAUACGUAACUCAGCCUCUAUUCUUGGUUUCAGAGACCUAGACGAGGCAUGCUUUGAUUUCCUCCUCCCUAAGUUCUUUUCCAGCAACAGCUCUGUCCCUUUUCCUAGAAAGACCUGUUGUAAGAAGAAAUGCAAGAGGCAGGUAUCAAAGGAGGACUGCAUAGACUCUGACGAUGUGUUGCUGGAUGAGAAAGAAGUAAAACUGGUUGCUGACUCACCGCCUCAGGAGGAAGUGGCUUCGCUCUGCAAGAAAUCAGUGAACAGCAAAAUGGGAAGUCAGAACAGUACAGGCACUCUUACACCUGUAGCUGAAGGGGCAAGUGAUAAUUUUGUGCAGUGUCCAAAGUACCGCAAGUUCCAGCUGGCUUGUGGGAAGGAAACUUGUGUCACAGAGAAAAGUCUGAACAACCUUGUUUCAGUAAUCAGGGACGACUGUGUCCUAACCUGCUCACCAUGCCCCAGCAGAACCAACAGUAAGAAUGAAACUGGAGAAGCAAAUCUCAGCAGACAGAACAAAGGAGAGGAUGAUGAGCCAUGGAAAAAUGAAAUACAUGGCAAGAAAACAGAAGACAGUGUGGGCAGGGUGGAAACUGAUAUGAUUAAGAAAGACAAAAAUGAAAGUGAGGGGAAAUGGGAUGAGAAGGAAAGAGAGACUGGUGUGAAGAUGGAGCACACUGCUGGAGUCAGCUUUUCUGACAGAUCCAGUGUCAAGGCGGUCUCCAUGGGGCAAAGCACAGUGCUUGGUGAGAGGUCACCAGGGUUAAUAUUGCACCAUUGCUCUCUGAGGGCCUUAGCUCAGGGUCCUGCAAUCACCAGGUCACUGGGGCAGGAGAAGUUUGUCAUGGACAUUAAAGAGGACUCUGGCGUACCAGAGCCAGUAUCCAUUCAUCAAAAGGCAGAGGAACAGGCAGAGGCUGAGGGGAAAAGGGCAGAUAAUGCCUGGGAGGAAAGAGGAAAAGCAGGACAAACAGGCACCAUGGAAAGAGCAACCCUGCUGGUGAAUAAUACCAGAGAGGGGAGCACUUUGGAGAGGGAGGUAGCUGAGCACCGGGCCAAGCCUCUGGGGUCUGACGCAGGCCUGUCUCAGCUGAACCUCCAGGACCCUGAUGCAGGAAGUUCCUCCGAUACAGGAAACGGACGGAUGCGGGCCACGUCUUUAGAGUGGCUGAAAAUCCACGUCAACCUCAGCUCCAGCAGCAGCAGCAGCAGCACCGGCUGUCCCUUUUUUCAAGAUCUGGACCAAAGCAAAUGCCUAUGGAAGGGAGCGGGGCUAUCUGAGAGCGAGGGGGCGUCUUACUCAGGUGUAUCAUCCCUAAACUCAGGGGAGGAUGGAGACUCAGAGACAGAAACAGAAGGAGACAGUGAGUCCUACACAAGAGAGAGGGCCAGACAGGUGCAGUUGCCAUUCUCUGUUGACUGGGUUGUGGAUCUGAGCAGAAAUGACUUCCAACAGCUGCUGAAGCAACAGGACUUUACGCGUGAACAGCUGGAGUUUGUCCACGAUAUGAGACGGCGCAGCAAAAACCGGCUUGCAGCUCAGCGCUGCCGCAAGAGGAAACUAGACUGCAUAUACAAUCUGCAAUGUGAAAUCAACAAGCUGAAGACAGAGAGGGAAAAGCUAAUCACGGAGAAGAGCCAGCUGAGCCAGCUGAAGGUGAAGACAUGUCACAGUGUCUCUGCCCUGUGCCAGAGGGUCUGCAACGAAGCCAACCUACAGCCAGAGCAGCUCCAAGUGUUGGCCAAGUACACCUCCCCAGACUGCCCUCUGUCCUCUUUCUUUCCUCACAUGGACGCUCUCCUUUCACAGACUAGUUCACCAGUCCAGCCCCCAGCUUCACUCUCAGCCUGCCCUGUAGGCCUUGACAUGUAUAUGUCGCCUGAGGAGGGCUUGUCCAGAUCCAGCAGGGACACAGUCACAGGAGAUGAUCAGCAUUCACUUUAGAGCACACAUAGUGAAAGUUUUGAUUGAACUCAUAAGAUCAUGGAGGUUAUGAUGUCAAACAGGUUAUUAAACCUAAGGUCCCCAGCCUUUUUCCUACAGUGUCUGAGGACGUUACCAUGGACUGUGGACUGCGUACAGGCUGCAGAAUAAAGCAAUCACAUACUUGUGAUCUUAUCUUAAUAUGACACAGUGCAUUUAUGAUGACACCGUCACACAAGUUUUAAUGAACUCAUGCUACCUUUUUGAUUUAAACUCAAGAUUUAAAUGAGGUCAGGAGUGCAUUCCAGGCAUCCAAAACCCUUCAACUUACUUCCCCACCAAUUACAAGUCUUUGAUGACCUUCUGUGGCGAAUGUUUCCAGCACUGCAAAUGGCUUAUUCCAGUUUGUUUUCUGGUUAAAGACGAAAGAAACCUGCUUACCAAUCAACGCAACCAGGGUGCAUGUUGAAAAUUUUAGCACCAAGACAAUCACAGCUUUAAACCUAAAUCAAUGGGAACAAUGGUCUCUGUAUUUGUAACAUGCUUCAGUACUUGAUUACCUCAUCCAUAUAUACAUAUAUGUAUAUAUACUUUAAUGGAUAAAACAGCAUUUUGAUACAGUUUGAUACAAUAUGAUUCUCUUGUGUUAACAGGAAAAUUUAGCAUACGUUGCACACAGUGUUGGUUCUACCCUCUCUAUGUAGAGUACAACACACCACAGCAUUUUGCACCAAAACCAGACAGCUCAACAAAAGGACUUGACAUACUGUGCCAUGUUUACCUUGUGGUCUUAUGUCUGGCUCUCAUAUUUCACGCUUUCAUUGUGGUUACCUCUCCUCAGCUGACCACGGUGACACAGCUCCUCUAGGUUGCACACAUCUCUCGAGCUUUGCUUUGACUCACUAAAACAGACCUCAUGGAUUUGACUAAUCAUGUUUAAAGUUCUGUGUAAAGAAACUGCACCUCAGCAACAUUUUAUACUUGAACAAAGCAUACUUUUAGGGGAAAAGCUGCCUCACACUGUGUAAUGAAAAUCCCACAUUGUGUGCCUGCCCCGUAUUGUGGCAGCAACUGGAAAUAGUGUGUGUAACCCACAAUCUGAUGAUUUUACCAUUCUUAUCUAAAUUACUGUCAUGGAUCAAGUGAACAAUGUAGCAACAACCUAUUGACAGAUGCGGUACAAGUGGAUUUAUGUUUAUAUUUUGGUCCACUGUUGCCUGCUGUUAUCAGAACAAUUAUUUCUAUUUGUUUUGUGCAUCUCGUUCAUUACUCAAUUUCGUAUAGCUUAUAGCUUAGAUCUUUGACACUUUGACAGCAAACCAGUUUCACAGCUCCUCUCACUGAUUCCUCAAGAUCAAAUUUCAGUGUAUAUUAGGUGCAUAUAUUUAUAGUUUUAUUUUCUGUAAAAUAUUCAUCACAGUGCAGCUGAAGAAAUCAGGUAUACAUUGAUUUUAUGAGAAAAUGCUGAGUAACCAUGUUGUAUUCUUCAGGACAGUGGUUUUAGGAUGUUUAGUGAUGGUUAAUGACAUAAGAAUGUUUGUUUCUCACACUAAGCCAUCUGCAGACCACAGAUUCAGUCAAAGUGAUGCAUGACAACGCUGGUGCUUACUGCCCUCCAGUGGCAGUACAUGUUCAGCCAAGCUGUAUAGAUGUGUACUACAGUAUCUGCUCCACAAAUUGCUCUUCUACUGUGUUCCUGUAUUUUUAAUGCACAAAAACGACUGUAUCUUUGUAUGAAUAUGUCCAAAUGGAUUCCUUACAUUUUUUAAGAAAAAGUAAAACAGAACUAAUCAACAUUAAAAUGGAAGAAAAAAUGCUCCAAACAGUAAA
Molecule: messenger RNA, 4306 nt
Organism: Lates calcarifer (barramundi perch)
Lineage: Eukaryota; Metazoa; Chordata; Actinopteri; Centropomidae
Gene: bach1b
Product: BTB and CNC homology 1, basic leucine zipper transcription factor 1 b
Exons: 6
Coding region: 227-2497 (756 amino acids)
Biological process (GO): regulation of transcription by RNA polymerase II
Molecular function (GO): DNA-binding transcription factor activity, RNA polymerase II-specific; protein binding; RNA polymerase II cis-regulatory region sequence-specific DNA binding
Source: RefSeq, a predicted model, not a curated record